Meloidogyne enterolobii is the source of this 1252-nucleotide messenger RNA. NCBI's taxonomy places the organism in Eukaryota, Metazoa, Nematoda, Chromadorea, Rhabditida, Meloidogynidae. The record is from the annotation of a GenBank genome assembly.
CAGUCAGGCAGUGGCCCUCGGAGGGAAAGCAGAAGUGGAAGUGGUGCUGGUCUUGAGAAGGGAGGAGAGGCUUCCAGUGGGGCAGAACAACGAAAAUCUACAGGGCAUGCACAAAUGGCCCCGAGAAGGGAAAGUCGAAGUAAAGAAAGUAUUUCUGGAACGGCUGCUCCAAAACAGAGAAAGUAAACCGAGAAAAAAACAUCUGAAAAUUAAAUUUUUCUCACUCAACAGGAGCGUAGCCUCAACCUCAGCAGCAGUAAACUCCUCAACUGUUCGGCACUCUACAACGGGAGGUCAUAGAUCUUCCAACUUCAGUAGUGAUCUAAUGUUCCAAUCUUCUUCAACUUCUCUGCUAUCUAAUGUACUUAGAGCAUUAACUGUUAGAAUCUUACUUAUGUCUCAUUCAAUAUUUUGUAUAUGGGCAGCAGCCGAAUUAAGGGCAGAUAAUUCCAUUUGGGCUUUUUCAUUAAUAGCCUUUUGUUUAAUUGGUGAAGGCUUUUAUGCAGUGAUUGUUAGGGCUGGAGAUGAGCCAAGAUUAUUUUCCUUCGCUGUUUCAAUUUAUCUGUCUGCUACGAUCCCUCCAAUUUGGAUAAUGUUAAGCUCUCUAUGUGAUUAUACUCUCAAUUCCCCCACAAUAAACCUGCCAAAUAAUUAUUCUUCUCCACUUGUUUCUUUGGGAUUACAACCUAAUUUUCUUCCAAACGAAGGAAUUAUUCUACCCCAAAUUUUGACCUACACCUUAUUUUUGGUUUUGAUUAUUGCGAGGUGGAUGUUACCUAGAUUUGAGUUAAAUAGAGAAGAAUUAUCACAGAUAUUGCUUGCUUAUAUGGCCAUAACAACUGAUAUUCUCGAAUUUGCCGGUUUAUUAAAUAGAUCUUCAGUUUGUUCAGACUCUUCACUUAAAAUGUCCAUACUCAGUGCUUUUGCGCUUUCACUAAUCCAAUUUGCUUUCAUAUUGACAGUCAGUCGUUCUCGAAAAAUGAGAAUUGCUGUGGCUACUAAAAUUUUAUUAAGUACAAAUAGGCAUGAUUUUAGACAGGCAUUUUUCGACCUGGACAUUUGGUCGCUUCUAAUAUCCUUGGCAUGCCAGGAUUUACCCUUUUUAAUUGUUCGCCUAAUUGUUUUGGGUUGGCUAUGGGAGGCUGAUUUUGCUCUAAUUUUGUUUAUUUCAAAAAAUAUUUUGAUUAUUCUUUUGGAGAUUUACAGGUGUUUUUUGAAAGUUAAAUUUCAUAGCCGGGGCGGGAUAGUCUAG